AUUUGUUGAAUUCUGUGGGAUGGUCGGGUUGGGUUGGAUUAAUAAAAUUCAUAGCCGGGUCAGAGUAGUUAUCGCUUUGGAAAACCGACGGUGGAUUCCGCCACAAGGAAACUCAGAAACGACUGGCUUCUCCUCCUCGUCUUUUUCUCCAUUUCCCCUUUAAAUUCAUAAUUUUUUGAUCCCUCUCUGGAGAUUUGAGAUACCAGAUAAAAAACUGUUCUAGUUCGAAACAAAUGUCGAGCUGUGUAUAUUGCGGAUGCAGGCCCAUGAUUUCCGUGAAAUUGGUUGAGAAAAGUAGUGGGUUCGUGGUGCCACAGAGAGGGCUGGCAACUGGCGGCGCCCUGAUGAAUCAGCGGAGAAGUAGGGUUCUUCGGGCUUCAAUGGUGGAGAGCUCCUCCAAUUUCAUUAAGCGCAUGGAGACGGCUUGGUUAAUCUCUCAGCAACCAAGGCCCAUUGUUUGCACUACCUGUGACUCGAAUGGGCAUGUUGAGUGCAAAUGGUGUGGCGGCACUGGCUUCUUCAUUCUCGGUGAUAACAUGCUUUGCCAAGUCCCCUCCAGAAACACUAGCUGUGUUAUUUGCGCUGGAAAGGGGACGACAUGCUGCGUGGAUUGUAAGGGAACUGGCUAUCGUGCUAGGUGGUUGGAACAGCCUCCCAUUCCCAGGCGCUAGAUCAGUAGUACCCUACUACUAGCUUCUAAGAAAUGGUUAUAGUUUCGCUAAGCUUGUACCAUCCUGCUGCUUCUCUUGAUCUACUACUACUAAUUCACACUUUCCUUGUACCAACCAUUCCGGCUCUCUUGAGUCUUCACCUACUAAUUAAUUUUUUUGGGGGUCCUGUAUUUUCAUUUCAUGCUCAAGUUAUCUUUUUCUUUUUUCCAUUUUUUUUCUUUUUAAAUUACGGAUUACUUGUAUUCAUGGUUCUUCAAUUGAUAUUUAAAUACUGGGCAUAUGCUGCUUUCUUUUUU
This is a messenger RNA of Diospyros lotus (date-plum), 967 nucleotides long. RefSeq lists its product as uncharacterized. The record is from RefSeq and is a predicted model, not a curated record. Bases 234 to 671 code for a protein of 145 amino acids. The transcript is spliced from 3 exons. Lineage: Eukaryota; Viridiplantae; Streptophyta; Magnoliopsida; Ericales; Ebenaceae.